AUGAGAAAAAUGGAGUUACGUGAGCUUGGAAGAACAGGACUGAAGCUGAGCAGCGUUGGAUUCGGAGCUUCCCCACUCGGCAAUGUCUUCGGUACUGUUUCCGAGGAACAAGCCAUUGCUUCCGUUCGCCUCGCAUUUCAAUCUGGCAUCAACUUCUUCGACACUUCUCCCUAUUAUGGAGGGACGCUGUCGGAAAAAAUGCUGGGAAAGGCUUUAAAGGCUCUGGCUGUUCCUAGAACUGAAUACGUUGUAGCAACCAAGUGCGGUCGCUACAAGGAGGGUUUCGAUUUCAGUGCAGAGAGAGUAACCAGAAGCAUAGAAGAGAGCUUGGAGAGAUUGCAACUUGAUUAUGUUGAUAUUCUCCAAUGCCAUGACAUUGAGUUUGGGUCUUUAGACCAGAUUGUGAAUGAAACGAUUCCUGCGCUUCAGAAACUGAAGGAAGCAGGGAAAACGCGGUUCAUUGGCAUUACGGGGCUUCCUUUGGGAAUUUACAGCUACGUGCUUGAUAGGGUUCCACCUGGAACGCUAGAUGUUGUGUUGUCUUAUUGCCAUCACUGUAUCAAUGAUUCGACCUUGGAGGGUUUGAUUCCCUAUUUGAAGGCCAAAGGUGUUGGUAUCAUCAAUGCUUCUCCGUUGGCCAUGGGGCUUCUCACUGAGGCUGGCCCUCCGCAAUGGCAUCCAGCUUCGCCGGAACUCAAGUCUGCAUGUCAAGCUGCUGCCACCUAUUGUAAAGAAAAGGGAAAAAACAUUUCAAAAUUAGCAAUGCAGUACAGCUUGUUAAAUAAAGAAAUCACAUCAGUGCUUGUGGGCAUGAAAUCUGUUGAACAGGUGGAGGAAAAUGUUGCUGCCGCAAGAGAACUUGCAACUUCUGGAAUCGAUGAAGAAGCUCUGUCUGAAGUUGAAGUUAUUCUAAAGCCUAUUAAAAAUCAGUCAUGGCCUAGUGGAAUCCAGCAGAGCUGAUGUUUCUCCUUCUGCCUCUGCCCAUGAAGACCUCCUCCAUUCCUCCUGUUGAGGAUUUUCGUUACUACUAUAAUCCUAUUCAAUAAGAGAAAUUACUUUGACAGCUACUUAUAUCCAAUAUCCAAUAUCCAAAUUAUUUUUGGUUUAUCUUCUAGGGUGCGUUAAGUACAUUUCUUACCACAUGUUUAUUCAGUGUUCUCAUCUCCAGCUUCUGGAGAGUGAGGACCCGUCUCCUAAGGUGCACCAGUUUUUUAAUAUAGGCUCUCUCAUCAUGGCUUUGACAUUUAUUUGGAUAAAGCUGGAGUCUUUGGUGGAAUUUGUCUGUAAAAGUACAAUGUAAAAAAAAAUGGCAAUAAUUUGUUAUCCCAUAUGUAGGAUUUUUAUUUCCCCUUAAAUGAAUAUUUCAUAAUAUUGUUGACACAUUAUCUAAAACAUGCAACUUCACGUC
Molecule: messenger RNA, 1408 nt
Organism: Abrus precatorius (Indian licorice)
Lineage: Eukaryota; Viridiplantae; Streptophyta; Magnoliopsida; Fabales; Fabaceae
Product: L-galactose dehydrogenase
Exons: 5
Coding region: 1-960 (319 amino acids)
Biological process (GO): L-ascorbic acid biosynthetic process
Cellular component (GO): cytosol
Molecular function (GO): L-galactose dehydrogenase activity
Source: RefSeq, a predicted model, not a curated record